GUUCGGCACCUACCUCUCUCUCUCUCUCUCUCUCUCUCUCAGUCUCUAUCUCUCCGUCCGACAACUCAACGGGCGCAGCGGACGGCGGAGACCGACACGCACCAAAAUGAACUUCAAUCUGAACCACCAUCGUGGCGGUGGCGGCGACUCUCCGUCGUCUUCCACUACCUCCUCCUCCGACCCAAAAACCAGCAACUCCCAUCCCCACCACCACAACGACGCCGACCCAAUGCACUCUUGGUGGGAGUCCAUCUCCAAAGCCCGCUCUCGGAUCCACCUCCUCUCCUCACUCCUCGCGCCGGCUUCCGCCGCCUCACUCUCCGCUCUCGCCGACUCCGACCGCCCCGCCCGCUCUCUCCUCUCCUCGCUCGCCGCCUACUCCACCGUCUCCGCAAUUCUCUCCGCCCCUUUCUCUGGCUCCGGCGAUGACCGCUUUUGCCAGUGGCUCUACGAUACGUAUCUCUCCUCUGAUCCUGACCUCCGGCUCGUCGUCCUCUCAUUCGUUCCCCUCCUUUCCGGCAUCUACCUUUCUCGUAUCCACUCGUCGGACUCCGCCACCGCCCCCUCUCUCGCCGGCUUCGAAGCCGUUCUGCUCUCUCUUUACGCCGCGGAGACCAAGGCUCGUGGCGGCAAGCCCGUUCUCGUCUCAAUUCCCGAUUUAUCUCAACCCUCUCUCUACCACACACCACGGAACAAGCCAAACCCUAAUCGCAGUCGAAGGGCUCAGUCGAUCGGCGUCCUUUCUUCUCCGCUCGAGCAUCAAACCGCCGUGAAAUCCACCAAGCGCGCCUGCAUCGUAGGAGUCGCACUCGAUUGCUACUACAAGCAGAUCUCUCAAAUGCCGUUUUGGUCCAAACUCGAUUUCUGCCGAUUUCUCGCCGACUGGGCCGGCCAGGACUGUCCCUGCAAGUCCGAAUUCGACAAUACCACCGAAGAAGAAAACAUCGAAAGAAACGGGUUUUCCGACGGAAUUAGGGUUUCUGAAAUGGACGAGGUUGCCGAAGAGAUGGGCAUUCUGGCAAUCAGAGAAAAUAGCACUGAAUUGGUGCCGAAAGGGUCUCGAAUCCCUCUUCCCUGGGAGUUAUUACAGCCAGUGCUGAGAAUUCUAGGUCACUGUCUAUUGGGACCUCUCAAUGCGGCAGAAGUUAAGGAUGCUGCUUUUGUAGCGGUGCGAUGUUUGUACGCUAGAGCUUCCCAUGACUUGUCUCCUCAGGCGAUCUUGGCGACACGGAGUCUAAUUCAGCUCGACAAGAGAGCUCGCGAGGCGGCAAGGGCAGCCGCCACGGCUAAUGCUGCUUCCAACACUAACACGCCAAGCAAGGCUAAGAAGCCUGAGAUACUUCUGGUUUCAAAGUGAAUUCAGGGAACGCAAGGUUUAUCAUCUUGGUUUUUACUUUUGGUUUUCCUGGUAAAGUUACAUUUUUUCUUUGUUGGUAGGUUAGAGUUAUAGGGGGAACUGAAUGUGAGUGUUUAUAUAUUGAUAUUGCACCUGUAGAUUACUUUUUACUUGUAAUGUUGUGUACCAAUCUGCAGUUCUGGAUUCUAAUCCUUGUUGUGUUGUGUCUGAGAUUGUGUUUGUGCAAGCCUGUACCUUGCUUGGACACGCUUCAUUGGCGAUUGUUUUUCCCACUGAUUUAUUUCUCAGUUGUUUGUUA
Molecule: messenger RNA, 1655 nt
Organism: Diospyros lotus (date-plum)
Lineage: Eukaryota; Viridiplantae; Streptophyta; Magnoliopsida; Ericales; Ebenaceae
Exons: 1
Coding region: 107-1357 (416 amino acids)
Biological process (GO): protein localization to plasma membrane; phosphatidylinositol phosphate biosynthetic process
Cellular component (GO): plasma membrane
Source: RefSeq, a predicted model, not a curated record